AUGCAGGAAGUGGUGAAUGGCUGCAAAUCGGUGGUUUUCACGGGGCACUCCUUGGGAGGUGCCGUAGCUUCCCUCUCGGCCCUUUGGCUCCUUUCCACCCUCCCACCAAACAUCCACGUCCUCUGCUCGUUCUCGCGGGCCAUUCUCCAUGAGAAGUGGGCUGGCCACUUUUUCCAUGUCGUGGCCCAAAACGACUUAGUCCCUUUCGCCCCUUUCAUUGACGAGCUGCGUGUCCUUUUGGAGGGCGGGGCCCACGGGUUCUGGCCUUUUGGGAGCUACAUGUUGUGCACGAGUGAUGGGGCCAUCUGCUUGGACAAUGGGGUGGCUGUCGUGAGGUUGCUCUACUUGAUGAUGGUGGCCAAGGGGAGUUCGACGUGUGUCGGGGAUUAUCUCGAGUAUGAGGCCUAUGUGGGGAGGCUCUGCUGGCACUACCUGCUCAAGAGGCCAUCGGCAGACGUGUCCCUUUCUGAGUCGGCCAGUGAGGCAGGGACUGCACUCGCGUUGCAUUCGAACCAAUCUACGGGGCGGCGAAAAACUGUCUGACAAUGGCGAGACAGGUGGGGUGCAGCCGCAAUCUCAACGCCGCGAAAAUGGCUGUCUUCUUGUCGAAAGUGACUCCCCUGAGAGCCCAAAUCGAGUGGUACAAGGCCUUGUGCGACGAGCACACGGGUUACUACGACUCCUUCAAGCAUAGAGGGGCCUCCAAACGGGGCUUCAAGGUGAACCUGAACCGCAUUCGCCUCUCCAUCUUCUGGGACAACCUCCUAUCCAUGCUCGACUCCAAUAAGCUCACUCACGACUUCCACAAGCUCCCCAAGUACGUUAACGCCUCCCGAUUCUACACUCUUCUCGUUGAGCCACUCGAGAUAGCCGAGUACUACAGAACUGGCAUGCACAAGAAGAAAGGGCACUACAUGGGCUACGGUCGGGAGAAGAGGUUCAAGAUUUUUGAUAGGUGGUGGGCGGAGAGGAAAGUAGGGGACGAGGAGAAUGGGCGGAGGAGCAGGUUCGCGGGCUUGACCCAAGACUCGUGCUUUUGGGCUAAGGUUGAGGAGGCUAGAGAUUAUGUUUGUUGGGUGGAGUCGUCGUGCAGGGGUUUGGAGCUUUUGGGGGAGAUUUGGAUGUUCGAGAGGUAUGCACGGGGGUUGGUCGAGAGGAAGGAGGUGUCGGUGGAUGUGCUGGCUGAAAACUCCAGCUAUAUGAUGUUUGUGGAGGAGUGGGAGGGGCUCAAGUCUCGGUUGAAUAUAUCACCUUCUUCUCGGGACAAUUAGGUUCAGGAAAUUGGUGUGAAUGCUGAGGCAGGCUUUAUAUGGCCUUUGCACGAUGGCAAAAUGGUGUCAUGACUGGGUUUAUACAUAUAUAUAUAUAAUUGCCCCAGUAGACAGGUAAUAUUUACAGACGUGUG
This is a messenger RNA of Striga asiatica, 1405 nucleotides long. The record is from the annotation of a GenBank genome assembly. NCBI's taxonomy places the organism in Eukaryota, Viridiplantae, Streptophyta, Magnoliopsida, Lamiales, Orobanchaceae.